Molecule: messenger RNA, 766 nt
Organism: Ornithodoros turicata
Lineage: Eukaryota; Metazoa; Arthropoda; Arachnida; Ixodida; Argasidae
Exons: 5
Coding region: 118-690 (190 amino acids)
Source: RefSeq, a predicted model, not a curated record
CUCGUGUCCAGCUAAUUACAUCGGAGGGAACUCUUUCACAAGGGUAUUACGGCGGAGCGCGCAGUCCUCAACACAGCUGGUUUAUCGACUCGAGCCGCAGUCGGAUAUAUACGAGCCAUGUUGUCUGCCUCGAUUUGCCUGGCUCACUUGGAUGCGGAUUCAACGCUUGGAAGCCCAGGUUUCGCAAUUCCCCAAAACGCAACUCUUCGGCACGAUGCGAACAUUACGCUGACGAACAUGGCUACGUGCUUCGAUGAGCUGACUACCAAGACAUUGACCCUUGCUGAAUACCGCCUGUAUCUGUUAUUUGUGAAUCGUCUACUCCAUGCUCUCACGGCUCUUCUCAGCGUUGAACAUGUUACGGCGCUGCAUGGCUGUCUCCAAAAUGGGGAAUGUGAAAAGGUCAUAGAGAGCUACCGGGAAACUGACGUCACCAGUGAGAACGUGGAAGGCGUAGUAGAACGAGCGUGCAGACACUUCGACGGCUACACGGACUGCAAGGUGGCCGAAGCAAGAUCCAGAUGCUCGGAAGAGGAGGCAGAAUACCUCUACGCUUACCUAACUUCCAUGGGCGGCCUACCACACAGACUGUACUGCAGCUAUCCUAAUAGCGCUGGUAGAGGCACGUCACCUCUGCGCUGCUUUCUUCUGCCGACAUUCCUUUUCGUUGUGUCACUAGUUCGCCAGUGACAACACCCAGGCGAGCUCGAAUAUAUGAAAGCUCGAAACUGUUAAAAAAAAAAACAAUAAAUGAGCGUGUAAGUUC